Molecule: messenger RNA, 179 nt
Organism: Drosophila persimilis
Lineage: Eukaryota; Metazoa; Arthropoda; Insecta; Diptera; Drosophilidae
Exons: 1
Coding region: 5-169 (54 amino acids)
Source: RefSeq, a predicted model, not a curated record
ACUUAUGGGCAGUAGUGUUGUCUCGCAAUUGGCUCGAAAGUACGCUGCAGUGAUUUUCUUUCCCACUGUUGCAGUCGGCUCUAUUUACGCAGAUUGGUCGCACACCCGCAAGUGGAAGCGCCAGCAACACCAGUUGGCACACAGCGCUCAGCUAAAGAGUCAGAGCUAGGAGGAAGUAU